UCUCUCUCUCUCUCUCUCUCUAUAGCUCAUCUCAAACCAAGCCUCUCUCUUUCUCUCUCUCUCUGUUUCUCAUUCAGUCCUCACUCUCUAUCUGACAGUGGUAGUGGUGUUUUUUUGGGUGAUUUUUUAUGGUGAUAUUGGUGUGGGUCUAGUGUUUUGCUUACAAAAUCGGUGAGGAUUUGAUGGUCUGGUAGUUUUGGUGAUGGGUUUUGGUUGUGGGUAUGUGUCAUUUUGGCUGUGGGUCUGGUGACUUGCUUGCAAGGUCUAACGGGUUACUGGAAAGAUUGGCGUGGGGCUGAUGGUCUAGUAAUUUUGGUGAUGGGCUUUGGCCAUGGGUAUGGGUUGUUUUGGCUGUGUAUCUAUUGGUUUGCUUAUGAGAUUGGUGUGGAGUAGGGGUGUCCAGUGACCUAGACCAACUGACCUGCCCGCCCGAACUAAAGGCUCAGACCUCAAAAGCUCCCAACUCUCCCGGAAUGGCUUCGAUCAAACUCUACCAUUUCACUCUGUUGCUUCUGUCUUGUUUACAGUGAGCUUUCUUUUACAAUUCCCACAUCAUAAUACGAAAGGUACUAAUGCUGGAAAAUAGAGGGGUCGAGGAAAGGCUAAAGGGAUCAAUGCCAGAGAUGGUGAAAUAGAGGUUGAGAUUUAUGAUGGCAAAAUUAUUACAACAAAAGCCACUCGAGAGAUUACCAUUUUUUUUCACCAGAAACUUAAUGGAGCUUGGACAACUUUGACAGAAUACCCAAAUUCUGAGCUAGAGACUUUAUAUGCUCGAUACCGAGCUUAACGCUUUAAGCACAAGCAACCUGAUGAGGAAGUCAAGAAGGCAUUUAUAGAAUCAGUGAAACAUCGCUAUUAUGAUUGGAUGUUUCGCAUUAGAAGUCCUAUUUUUCAGAAGUACAAAGCGAAAGAAGAUCGUUACAAGAAUGGUCCUUCCUUCAUUCCUACACUUUUUUGGAAAGAGAUGGUGGAUAAAUGGAUGGAGGGAGAUUGAGGGGAGAUAAGUUCGACAAAUAAGGAAAACUGAAAUAAGUCUAAAAUUUCUCCACUACAAGUUCUAUACCAAUAGCCAAGUACAAAUAUGAAAUGUAUCUUGAGAUGGGCUCUGAGCUUGGCCCCAUUGAUUGCUUUAAGAAAUUUCACACAAAGAAGGAUGGCGAAGAAUGGACAACUGAUCAUGUUAAGACAUUAUACGAAAACAUGGAUGCCAUAAAGGCCAAAGUUGUUUUUGAAGGUAUUGAGACAAAUGAUUAUCAAAUCUUUUGUGAAGUGGUUGGUGAACCAAAUCAUGGUCGUAUUCUUGGCAUGGGAAUAGGUAUUAAGGCUAAGGAUGUGUACGGCUUAACUUCAUCUGGUAAAGGUUGUAGCAAACAUUGUAGAGAAGAUUUUACAAAAGAAAAAGAAGAUUUGGAGGCACAUCUUAGAGAGGAAAUGGAUUCCAAACUUGCAAAAGUUGUGGAGAAGCUUGAGGAGAAGUUUGCACAAAAGUUGCAGUCGAUGGGCAUACCACAACAAUCUAACAUAGAUCCAGCUACCACGGAUGGUACCAGCAGAGAUGAAGAGGACAACUCAAACAAUAACAUAGAGGUUGUAAACAACUUGAAGGGUGACUUGGAGGAAGACUAAUAUAGAUCUUGUCUUAAUUCUAGUUGUUUAAUUUUAAAGCAAGGUUUAAUUUCAGGAUUUCUUUGUAUAUUUUAUAUUUUAA
Molecule: messenger RNA, 1708 nt
Organism: Quercus lobata
Lineage: Eukaryota; Viridiplantae; Streptophyta; Magnoliopsida; Fagales; Fagaceae
Exons: 7
Coding region: 1087-1626 (179 amino acids)
Source: RefSeq, a predicted model, not a curated record